AUGGGAAAGAAUCAGACGCCAAAACUAUAUCUGCUUCUCGGCCUCGAUCAGAGCGCCACUACUCGAGAUAUUGUUAAGGCUUAUAGGCUUGCUGCGCUAAAGUCACACCCAGAUAAGCUAGCAGGGCUAAGCGAAGAAGACCAGGAAAAGGCCAAGAAUCACUUUGUGCAGCUCCAGCACGCCUAUGAAAUAUUAAGGGACGAUGAAAAAAGAAAAAAUUACGACGUUUUCGGUUGGGAGGGUGAGGGCGACGUGUCAUUUUCAGCCGCCUUCGACUUCUACAGGGCUCCAGUGCAGGAAGAGGACAUAGAGGACUUUUCCAAGACUUACAAAGGAAGCAAGGAGGAAGACGAGGAUCUCAUGGACUACUACAAUAAACACAACGGAGAUUUGACGGACAUUCUGUUCUGCAUUCCUCUCUCAGAGGCAGAUGACCUGGAUAGAUUUGUAGAGUUUUUUAACAAGAGCAUUAAAUCGAAGAAGCUAAAAUCGACUGAAGAUUUCAAGAGGACGUCUAAGCCAAAGCAGAUGAAGAGCGUGAAAACCAAGUAUGAGAAGUCGUGCAAGAAGGCGAAGAAGACUGACGAGGACUUGGACUUUGAGGAACUAUCGGCGCAAAUAAUGGCGAAUCGUAAAAGAAGAUACAACGAUUUUUCAGGCCUAAUUGCAAACCUUGAGUCUAAAUACGGAUCAAAAAAACUGAAACUUUCAAAAUAA
Theileria orientalis strain Shintoku is the source of this 717-nucleotide messenger RNA. RefSeq lists its product as uncharacterized. The transcript has 8 exons. The record is from RefSeq and is a predicted model, not a curated record. Bases 1 to 717 code for a protein of 238 amino acids. Lineage: Eukaryota; Apicomplexa; Aconoidasida; Piroplasmida; Theileriidae. Gene Ontology annotation, cellular component: nucleus; cytoplasm. Gene Ontology annotation, molecular function: heat shock protein binding.